AUGGUGGACAAUAUCUGGGCGGUUCCCCUCCAGCUCUCCAACUUCAAUAUCAUAGUUGCCGUACUGGGCGGUUUCAUCUCCCUGUUUGGCCUCAUAUCGUACCUACUGAAGGAGAAUUUUUAUCUUUCUGAAGCUCUCAUUUCACUCUUGGUGGGCCUGGCUUUUGGACCCAAUGGGGCAAAUUUCAUCCGUCCCAGAAGCUACGCCGAGUGCAAUCAAAAUGGUGUCUCGGCCGUUCAGUGCCGCGACAACCUCAACGCCAUCACGCUCAACUUCUCCCGGCUGGUCCUGGGCGUCCAGCUGGUCCUCGCCGGCGUUCAGCUCCCUAGCAAAUACCUCAAGAAGGAAUGGAAGUCGGUCCUGCUACUCGUCGGCCCGGGCAUGGUGGCUAUGUGGCUCUCCACGAGCUUGCUCGUUUGGGCCUUUGCUAGGACGCCAAGCUUCCUGCACGCCCUCGCCGUCGGCGCGUGUGUAACACCCACGGAUCCCGUGCUCUCCGCCGUAAUUGUCAAGGGCAAGUUUGCGGACCACAACAUUCCCAAGGAUCUCCAGAACCUCAUCAUUGCAGAAUCGGGUACCAAUGACGGGCUUGGCUACCCGUUCCUCUUCUUCGCGCUCUACCUCAUCAAGUAUGUGGGCUCGGGCGCUACAUCCGGCGGCGCCGGUGAUGCCAUGGGUCUUUGGUUUGGAUUCACAUGGGGAUACACAAUUAUCCUUAGUAUCCUGUACGGCGCCGUGGUGGGCUGGGUGGGUAAGAAGUUGCUACACUGGGCAGAGGAGCGCAACUACGUGGACCGCGAGAGCUUUCUUGUCUUCGCAAUUGCCCUCGCCCUCUUCGUCCUGGGCACGUGCGGCCUCAUUGGAACUGACGAUGUCCUUGCUUGUUUCAUUGCAGGCAACACAUUCACGUGGGAUGACUGGUUCCGGCUGCAGACUAAAGAUGACUCACUUCAACCGACUAUCGACAUGCUUCUUAAUGUCACUAUUUUCUUGUGGUAUGGCGCUUACAUCCCCUGGGACUCCUUUAGCGACAACCCUGUUAUUUCAACCUGGCGCCUCGUCGUUCUCGGUGCUCUAGUGCUCCUCCUGCGACGUCUGCCUUGGGUAUUUGGUAUGCACAAGUGGAUCCACCAGAUUGAGGAGGCCAGGCAGGCCAUUUUCGUAGGAUUUUUCGGGCCCAUUGGCGUCUCUGCCGUCUUCUACCUGUUUGUGAGCAUGGAGUUUAUUGAGGAACAUUUGAGCGACGAGGACAACAUUCCCCGAAGCGACGUCAAGGACCUUGGUGAAACAAUUCGAGUCGUCGUCUGGUUCCUUGCAGUCUGUAGCAUUGUCGUCCAUGGGCUCAGUAUCCCACUUGGAAAGGCGGGAUACCUCGCUCCUCGAACCUUAGGCCGGGUGCUCAGCGAGUCCCUGAACGACGAGCCCCGCGCGCUGAUAGCUUGGCGCAGGAUCCCGGUGCUGGGCAGGUUUCUUGCCGGAAAGGCUAACGACGUCGAGUCCAGGCGUGUCCAGCGCACUACCGUCAUAUCGAGACCGUCAGAUCCUCAUCACCCUCGCUCCGAUGCAAGUACAACGGGCAAUCCGUUGCAGGCUACCUCGAGUCCCGCGAGCCAGAUUGGAGUCGAAUCGGGGACGAUAACUCCUGUUUCGGCUCGUCGCGAUCGGGAGAUUCGGUUCCCUGAUGAG
This is a messenger RNA of Penicillium antarcticum, 1686 nucleotides long. RefSeq lists its product as uncharacterized. Lineage: Eukaryota; Fungi; Ascomycota; Eurotiomycetes; Eurotiales; Aspergillaceae. The record is from RefSeq and is a predicted model, not a curated record. The transcript has 3 exons. Gene Ontology annotation, cellular component: plasma membrane. Gene Ontology annotation, biological process: regulation of membrane potential; proton export across plasma membrane; sodium ion export across plasma membrane. Gene Ontology annotation, molecular function: sodium:proton antiporter activity. The annotation marks the transcript as partial.